AUGAUGGAAGAAGAUAUUGCACUCUCCCCUACCACUGUUUCAACGUCAUCCUUCCACACUACUCCGUCACCUACAGACCAUACCAACGAUGGCUCGACAGGCAAGGGCAUCCUCAUUGGCAUGCUCUCCGCUUUCGGCUCAGCCGCCUUCGUCGUCCUCGUCUUCGCCAUCUUUUACUUCUUUAGAUACACCAGUCGAGGACGCAUCUUCUUAGAUCGCAUAGGAAGACCGGGCGAGUAUGACGAUGAGCAGGCGCUGGCAAGAGAGGAGGCCGAUGCUUUAGAGGACAUGGAUGAUCUGCAACGAGUGGAGUAUCUCAGAGCAAAAGGUACGCUGUGGACCUUCUUGCCAUAUGAGUCUCCAUCAUCCCUUCCUGAUGCCCUUGAUAUAGCAUUCAUCCAAGCCAAUCCGCCCGAGACUUUGCCUACGGACAUUUCACUUUCACAGUACCUUGCAAUCCAGGAGAAGGGCGUGUCCGCAUGGGAAUUUGAGCCCGAGCUCGAGAUUGCGAACUGCUUUGUCGAGGGCCGAACGGAGAUCGAGUUUUUUGAUUCUGAAUGUAGUGUCCAAAGCAAUCUGCCCAUACCGAAACAGAACGAGGUUUACUAUUGGGAAGCCAAAGUGUAUGAUAAGCCCGAUUCUUCUUUGAUCAGUAUCGGUGUAUCGACAAAACCAUAUCCCCUCUUCAGACUACCGGGCUGGCACAAAUCCUCAAUAGCCUACACCUCGACCGGCCAACGGCGCUACAACCAACCAUUUACGCCAACCAGUUAUGGUCCUGAGUACGUACAAGGCGAUGUCAUAGGUGUCGGCUAUCGACCACGAACCGGAAGCGUCUUUUUCACACGGAACGGCAAGAAGCUAGACGAUGUAGCUCAUGGCUUGAAGACACAGAAUUUUUUCCCAACAGUGGGCGCAAAUGGUCCCUGCACCGUGCAUGUCAAUUUUGGUCAAAGCGGGUUCGUUUUUAUUGAAGCGAAUGUCAAGAAAUGGGGCCUGGCUCCAAUGACCGGUAGUCUUGCGCCGCCGCCACCGUACGGCAGCGAGCAAGGCAGUAUACUGCUGGAAGCUGGAAGAGACGGCACGAGACAGAGCCAGCCAACUUACGGGCAUGGAAGAUCGCGGAGCGGGAAUAUAAGAACUGCUCCGCCAAUGAGUCCCGGUCCACAACGGUCACCAACGGAGAUUUCCCUCGCGCAAUUGGCCCAUAUACCGUCGAACGAGGAUGUGGGUGAGGGCACUAGUAGGAGUGCGGAACGAGCAGACGGAGUGUUGGACCAGCAAGUAACUGCCCAUGAUCCGCAAGAUUUCUCGGCGCCGCCACCCGAGUACACAAGUCCGGAGGGGUCUCAUGAGAACAGCCGAAGAAGCAGCGAAGGCAGCGAUGACGAUGGUGAGGAAAGACCUCUCAUGCGGCCUGAUUCACCAAGGCCACCUAUACCUAGCUAUGAUGCGGCCGUGGCAGAUGAUCCCCGGUCGAGACAUGAAUACGAUACCCAGCAUAGUGCAUAA
Letharia columbiana is the source of this 1512-nucleotide messenger RNA. RefSeq lists its product as uncharacterized. The transcript is spliced from 3 exons. The record is from RefSeq and is a predicted model, not a curated record. Gene Ontology annotation, molecular function: protein binding. Lineage: Eukaryota; Fungi; Ascomycota; Lecanoromycetes; Lecanorales; Parmeliaceae. The coding region runs from base 1 to 1512 and encodes 503 amino acids.